Messenger RNA from Schistosoma spindalis, 1710 nucleotides. The record is from the annotation of a GenBank genome assembly. Lineage: Eukaryota; Metazoa; Platyhelminthes; Trematoda; Strigeidida; Schistosomatidae.
AUGAGUUUGUUAAAUCCAAAUAAGAUUUCAAGUGAUAAAGCUCUAUCAAAAUAUUUUAACCAACCUAAUGUAACUUUAGGAAACGGUACAUUCUUCUCAAAUUAUAGUGAUGAUUUAAAUAAAAUAAUUAAACAUGUAACAUUGAAAAUCGACGUAUCGCAUACAAAUCAUAGUCAUAUAAUUGGUCGUUAUGGUUGGAAUAUUAAAACAAUCAUGAUGAUUACCCAAUGUCGUAUACAUUUUCCAGAUUCAAAUCGUAAUAGUUCAAUCAUUAAAAGUAAUCAAGUUUCAAUAUCUGGUCAGUUGGAGAAUGUAGAGAAAGCUAGAAGAAUAAUUCGAGAUAUCCUUCCAAUUACAUUUACAUUCGAAAUACCUUAUUUAAACAAUGAAAAUUUACUUAUAAAUCAAAAUUCACUGGUUAUUCAUCAAAUUCAAAAUGUUUAUGGUGUUGAAAUUACAUUUCGUAAUCACUAUAAAUUAACACCUUAUAGUAAGACAACUGUUAGUGUUAAAGGAUUAACAAUCAAUGCAAAAAAAACUAAAAGUGUUGUACAUAUGUUAAUUAAGAGAUACUUUACUCAGAAUAUGGAUUUUAUACCAGUAAAUAUGUAUAUAAGCAUGGAUACAAAAUAUUCUUCAAUGUUAAAUAAUCAAAUUUCAUCAGAUAAUUUAAUUAAAUUAAUUUAUGAAACAACUAGUGCAAAUAUUAAUUUUAUUACUUCUAAUACUUCAAUUAACAAUUCCUAUUUAUCAUCUACAUCAUUAUCAAAAACAAAUUUAUCACAUAAUCAAUUAAAUUCUAUGGAUGAUUUUUCUAACUUUUCAAAUAUAAAACACAAUUUAAUAUUGAGUAAAUUAAAUUUAAACAGUCAUUUAUUAAAUCAAUAUAUCAAUAGAAAAUCAAAUUAUAUUCAUAUAUCUGGUAAUGUAGACAAUGUGUUUUUAGCCAGACAAUUGAUAACAAAUUUAUUACCUGUUGUAUUAAUAUUCGACGUGGAUAUACUACAAGGUGAAUGGCUUGAAAAUUUGAAUCUCACUAAUUUAUGCAAAUAUUAUGAAGUGAAUUUAACUAUUCGAAAUAAGCCAAAAUAUUUGGUCAAGUCUGUUGUAAUCAAGACGAGAGAGAAAAAUAUUCGUUCACUUUAUAUAAUGUGGGAAUUGAUACAAGAGUUACUUUUACAGUUUACAAAAAACACCAUCUGUAGAAUCAAUAAUCCUAGUUGGUUAAGCUCACAAACUUACAAUAUUCAAACGCAAAAGUUAUGGCUGGGUGAUAUUCCUAAACAAAAUGAGGAAUCUACAAAAAUUUUAUUUUCUACAGAUAAAGGAAACAUACUUGGUGACAAAGAAGACAAUAAACUAGAUAAAGAAGAGACAGUAUUAAAAUACAAAACAUCAUUUUCAACAAGUGCAUCAUCAAGCCCAUCGCCAUCGUUUUCAUUAUUUCAUCAUGAUCCAUCAGUUAAAGUGAAUCUAUUAAAUAAAAAUAAUGAUUUACGUUUGAUGGGUUAUGAAUCAAAUGCAGCACUUUUACAUUCGUUUGGACACAAUGGUGUAUGGAAUAAAUAUGGAGAUUUUGAAGAAAAUAUUGAUUUUCAUGCAGAUAAAAAUAAUUUAGGCGCAUUUAUCGUAACUCCAAGUCAUAUUCGUAAAAUUGAUCAGGACAUAAAAAGAGGGCCUGGUGAAUCAAAUCGGCGGAAAACUACUUAG